AUGGGCCAGAAAAUCUCAGGGAGCAUAAAGUCUGUGGAUGUGAGGGAGCCCCCUUAUAGACCUGUGAAACGAGAGCUGAGAGGCCCAGAUUUCUGCAAGCCAGCACGACUGGACAUGCUGUUGGAUAUGCCCCCUGCCAAACUGGAGGUCCAGUAUAAACAUGCUUGGAACAACGAAGAUCGCUCCUUAAAUAUAUUUGUAAAGGAAGACGAUAAACUGACUUUCCAUAGACACCCAGUUGCCCAAAGCACAGAUUGCAUCCGGGGCAAGGUGGGCUACACGAGAGGCCUCCACGUCUGGCAGAUCCACUGGCCCACGAGGCAACGGGGAACUCACGCUGUGGUGGGUGUCUCCACGGCCGAAGCUCCUCUGCACUCGGUGGGAUACACAUCGUUGGUUGGGAGCAACAGUGAGUCGUGGGGUUGGGAUCUGGGGCGCAACAAACUCUACCACAACUGUAAAAACCAGCCUGGGGUCACAUAUCCUGUCUUUUUGGAACCGGAUGAGUCUUUUGUACUCCCAGACUCCUUACUGGUGGUUUUGGAUAUGGAUGAAGGGACGCUUAGCUUCAUGGUCGACGGGCAGUAUCUUGGAGUGGCCUUCAGAGGACUAAAAGGGAAAAAACUUUACCCCAUAGUCAGUGCAGUUUGGGGGCACUGUGAAAUUACAAUGAGAUACAUCAAUGGACUUGACCCGGAACCUCUGCCUUUAAUGGACUUGUGCCGAAGAUCAAUUCGUUUUGCUCUCGGCAGAGAUCGCCUGCAUGACAUAGAAAUUCUACCUUUGCCUCUGUCUCUGAAAAAUUAUUUACAGUACCAAUAA
Messenger RNA from Acanthisitta chloris (rifleman), 822 nucleotides. RefSeq names its product SPRY domain-containing SOCS box protein 4-like. The record is from RefSeq and is a predicted model, not a curated record. Gene Ontology annotation, molecular function: protein binding. The transcript has 2 exons. Gene Ontology annotation, biological process: intracellular signal transduction; proteasome-mediated ubiquitin-dependent protein catabolic process. Gene Ontology annotation, cellular component: SCF ubiquitin ligase complex. Lineage: Eukaryota; Metazoa; Chordata; Aves; Passeriformes; Acanthisittidae. Bases 1 to 822 code for a protein of 273 amino acids.